AUGUUAUUUGAGCCUACACAGCUGACAUCGGCCUUAACACAAAGCACAAGAUUAAAAAGAAGCGAUGAGCAGGCAAAAAGUACAAGGCUGUGGCAACACGACAAGCCUCAUUCGUUUCAGAAGAUGUUGAGUUGUGAAGGAAGAACAAUAAAAAAAAGUGUUACUCUGCCUCGUCUGUCUGUUCAAAUCUUGCUACUUGAAUUGGCAAUUAUAAAAAUGCAGAAGCCAAUAAACGGAAACGAAAGAAGCGGCGAAGAUUUUAAUCUUUUUCUUUCUUGA
Messenger RNA from Clunio marinus, 279 nucleotides. Lineage: Eukaryota; Metazoa; Arthropoda; Insecta; Diptera; Chironomidae. The record is from the annotation of a GenBank genome assembly.